Messenger RNA from Caenorhabditis sp. 36 PRJEB53466, 1059 nucleotides. The record is from the annotation of a GenBank genome assembly. Lineage: Eukaryota; Metazoa; Nematoda; Chromadorea; Rhabditida; Rhabditidae.
AUGAGCUCAUCCGCAAUCCGAUCCCAGAUUGAGAUAUGUCGCAGACGUCUGAAGGACGCCAUCGACGAGUCAACGAACAUCGAAGAUGUCUCCGCCGCCAAGGAUGAUUCCAGCGAAGACGUCUACUCAACAAUCUCUGCCAUUACGGACACUAUCUAUCGAAUCGAGAUAGAGGUAUCGCGUAUCAAGAAAUGCAACGUUGAGUGGCGCCAACUCAUCAAUCAGCAACCUGCCGAGGCAGCAAUCAAGGAGGACUACAAGAAACGUGUUGGACACUACGAAACAGAACUCGUCAAAGCCGAAGGCACCGCAGUUCGUCUGAAGACAGUCUACGAAGAGUACGCCGCUCUUCACCGCAACAAAUCAACGGAAUCUACUGCCUACCCACAAGUGAUCAACGUCUCUCCACACACCCCGCCAUCAACUCCAAUGCUGUCCAUGCGACUUCCAACAUCCUUACCAGCAACGACACAGCAGCCUCCAGUUCCAAUGCUGUCUCUUCAAGUGCAUCAAGCAACCUUCAUACAAGCCUACACUCGUGGAGCCUGGGUACCCAACUGGACUGCCUACACGUUUGCACAGCAUGCUGCCCCCGGAAGGCCCACUAAAGGAUUAGUGGGUGAACUACAAUGCAAUUCCCUAUCCAAUGCUAUUCGGUUCAAUUGCUAUUUUGACCGAUCCCUCUGUCACUGCAAUGGUUUCUCAACUCAAGUCAAUUGCCAAUGUUCCACAACCAAGAUGGCCGACUAUGGUUUGCAAAACAAGCUGCCCACUGAACGACUCAACCACAAAGUGUUCACACUCAGUGGAACUCCACAUGUGGUUACUUCGGCGUCUCAGGAAACGCUGAUCAACCUACAUGUCGAAAUGGUCAAUGUGACAGUGAGUAGAAUAACUGAGAUUCUAUCAUGCUAUGCAGAACAAAUCGGCGAAUUAUCCGGAUGUCAUUCGUGCUAUUCGGGAGCUUCCGUGAAGAUCAACUGUCGAUCCAGAAAGCAUAUGUCCGGUCUUCUUCAUUGCCAGCACCACUUCGAGACCACGAUCAACUGCAGCCUCUGA